AAAGGAUGUAAAUAGCAGAGCAACUGUUACCAAGAAGGCAGCCACCACCCAAAGGAAGGGAGGAACGCGGGGCUUCCUCCAGGCUGCGCCCAGUCGCAACAUUAGGCAACAAUCAGGUGGUGUUCGCAACUUUUCAAGGUCAGCCUGGUGGAUCAGCUAUUUCCCUCGGAACCUUCGGGUGCACAGAGCUUGGAUUAGAUUUGGCUGCGAAAUGCACAGGACGCCAAACGUGGAAGGAUUGUAGGGGGUGUGUUGAUCACCCCCGCUCCCCCCUCCCCAGCUCUGUUCUCUGCUCUCCCAGAAAUCUUCAGCUCCCCUCCACUACCCAGUGGUGAGUAUGUGACAUGUGUCUAACUCUCUGCACCAAGUUUGGCAGCAGGUGUCGGUGCUAAGCGAGAGCGGGGCUUCUAGGUGCGCCCUCGCCGAGCCAUGCCGGCCCGGGGCGCGCCUCUCUCGCGUACAUCGCGGCUGCUGCUCCUCCUGCUACUGAAGGUUUCUGUCUCUGCUGCCCUGAGCUUUGUCCCUGAGGCCAGGAAUGGAACUUGUCUUGGGGAGAGCUGUUCCCCACUGCUCCAACGCCGCAGCAGGGAUGCCCGGGGACCAGGAAAUUCUGCAAGAGACUUUCUGCGAGUCCGUGUGCCCAGGGAGAAACUGGAAGCAGAGGUGAGAGGGGCGACCUCCUGGGACCUCCCAUCGGCCAGGGGCGGCAAGACAGGUGUGAGUGAAGAGGCUGCAGGUGCGGCAGCUGCUGGGCCCUUGGGUUCUCCAACCAAGCCACCUGGUGCCUGGAGGUGGAAAGGUGCCCAGGGUAAAGAGUCAUUCGGAAAUUUGGGGAGAAAGGAUCCUACGGACCUCCAACUCUUCCUUCAGACUUUGGGGAGGGAAGAGAUGAAUCCCAGGGGCGCUGGCAUUCCCCGGAGCAACCAGGAGCAGAGUGUGAAAACGGAACCUGAACCCAGAGAUCUUUUUUACUGGCCACGGAGAACUGGACCACUCCAGGGUUCUCACCAAAAGCCUCCAGCGGGGCACGAAGGGAGAACCAUUGCUCCCCCAGGCAGGGCACUACCGCAAAACGGGUCUGUAGAUGACUGGGUCCCUGACCAAGGGGGUCCACGCCGUGGAAACAGUACAAGCAGGCGCAUGAGACUGAAGAACCCUUUCUACCCCCUGACCCAGGAGUCCUAUGGAGCCUAUGCAGUCAUGUGCUUAUCUGUGGUGAUCUUUGGGACCGGCAUCAUUGGUAACUUGGCAGUGAUGUGCAUCGUGUGUCACAAUUACUACAUGAGGAGCAUCUCCAAUUCUCUCUUGGCGAACUUGGCCUUCUGGGACUUUCUCAUCAUCUUCUUCUGCCUACCCCUGGUCAUCUUCCAUGAGUUGACCAAGAAGUGGCUUUUGGAAGAUUUCUCUUGCAAGAUCGUGCCCUAUAUUGAGGUGGCUUCUCUGGGCGUCACUACUUUCACCUUAUGCGCACUGUGCAUAGAUCGCUUCCGGGCUGCCACCAACGUCCAGAUGUACUAUGAAAUGAUCGAAAACUGUUCUUCCACCACUGCCAAACUUGCAGUUAUCUGGGUUGGCGCUUUGCUGUUGGCGCUUCCGGAAGUUGUCCUCCGCCAGCUGAGCAAGGAGGACUUGGGCUUUAGCGGCCAGGCUCCUGCAGAACGGUGUGUCAUAAAGAUCUCUCCCGAUUUACCAGAUACCAUCUAUGUUCUGGCCCUCACUUAUGACGGCGCGAGGCUCUGGUGGUAUUUUGGCUGCUACUUUUGUCUGCCCACACUUUUCACUAUCACCUGCUCUCUAGUGACUGCGCGGAAGAUCCGCAAAGCAGAGAAGGCCAGUACCCGUGGGAACAAGCGGCAGAUCCAUCUGGAGAGCCAAAUGAACUGCACAGUGGUGGCCCUGACCAUUUUAUAUGGGUUUUGCAUCAUCCCUGAGAAUAUCUGCAACAUCGUCACUGCCUACAUGGCCACGGGCGUUUCACAGCAGACCAUGGACCUCCUCAACAUCAUCAGCCAGUUCCUCUUGUUCUUCAAGUCCUGUGUCACCCCUGUGCUCCUCUUCUGCCUCUGCAGACCCUUCAGCAGGGCCUUCAUGGAGUGCUGCUGCUGCUGCUGUGAGGAGUGCAUCCAGAAGUCUUCCACCGUGACCAGUGACGACAAUGACAACGAGUAUACCACGGAGCUGGAGCUGUCGCCCUUCAGCACGAUCCGCAGGGAGAUGUCCACCUUUGCUUCCGUGGGGACCCACUGCUGAAGCUCCCGGCUUGCUUAGCUCGGAUUUCUUCAAUUUUCAUAUCCUGUGAAAAUUUUUACUCCAUAUUUUUUCCAUACGGGGGAACGAUGCAAACAUUUUGAAAAGCAAGUAGAGGGAGACCUAUUAACUACUCUAGAACUGAUUUUGCAAAUUAAUAUUUGUGCUCUGGGAAUAAAAUGUUUCUAUUUAGUUAUGUAAGAAGAAGGUGGCCAACAGUCUCGUCAUUUUUCCUGCUAUGGUGCUAAUAUUUUAUUCAAAAGUUACUGCACCUUAACAAUAUUAAUUGUUGGAUUUCUUUCUUUCUUUCUUUCUUUUAAAAGCAUAAUCAUUGUAUAUUGAAGGUGGGCUUGUGGUUUCGCUAGUUAUUUUGUGUUUGAGUUGUGAUUGAAAGUACAUUGUAUCUGAGAUGAUUUGUACUUUGAGCCAUGCAAAGUAGCACCAAAUAAACUCCCCAUCCUUCUUUAACAUGACUGUCAAUCUACUUUUAAUCAAGACUCAAUAAAUAUUUUAAUUGCCUUAAACACACAA
Messenger RNA from Peromyscus eremicus (cactus mouse), 2778 nucleotides. It is a transcript of the gene Gpr37, whose product is annotated as G protein-coupled receptor 37. Gene Ontology annotation, cellular component: signaling receptor complex; plasma membrane. The transcript has 2 exons. The record is from RefSeq and is a predicted model, not a curated record. Bases 430 to 2250 code for a protein of 606 amino acids. Gene Ontology annotation, molecular function: G protein-coupled peptide receptor activity; prosaposin receptor activity. Gene Ontology annotation, biological process: positive regulation of MAPK cascade; adenylate cyclase-inhibiting G protein-coupled receptor signaling pathway. Lineage: Eukaryota; Metazoa; Chordata; Mammalia; Rodentia; Cricetidae.